Molecule: messenger RNA, 477 nt
Organism: Parnassius apollo (apollo)
Lineage: Eukaryota; Metazoa; Arthropoda; Insecta; Lepidoptera; Papilionidae
Source: the annotation of a GenBank genome assembly
AUGUUCGGUUGGCUAUCGGAAUCAGAAUAUAUAUUUGGAUCUGAAUGGCAUAGUGUUUGCGAUGUAAAGUUGAUGGCCGCCAUCGAAAUGGAGGUCUUGGUAGCGCUAGUAGCGCUAGAGGUUGAAACGGCAAUAUUCAGCGGCUGCGAAGUAGACUGCGGUGGUAACGAGGUUGUGAAAAAAUGGAGAAGCGUGAAGGACAACUUUUUUCGAUACGUAAAAAAAAUAAAAGAAAACAGUUCGUCUGGAUCAGGGGCAAAACAAUUGAAAAAAUAUCAUUAUUACAAUCAGUUGCUGUUUUUGAUGAAAGUUGCCCAAAAUAAAACUGACAGUAGCCUUGAAAUGGUGUCUGAAGAAACGGAACGAAAUGAAAACACAGCAUCAUCUUCUCCAUUUCCUACAAAAGAAAUGUCCUCGUUACCCCAGGUCCUUCUCGCUACGUGCCUGCAAGCCGUAAGAGAUCAAACCAAGCAAUAG